UCACGCUUGAAGUCAGCUGACUAAAGAAGUCAUAUGAUACUUUAUAUCAGUUUGUUUAGAGGACUGGUGUUGUACAUAUAGGCGAUCAGUCCAAACACAGUCACUGUGCUAAGCCUGAUCUACAGGUCAAUAACAAUGGAGCGGUCGUGGAUUGGGAUGCUGACUGUGAUGCUGCUGUUUGCUGUGGUUAUUCAGAAAGGCAGCUGUGUUCCAGUUCAAGCCAAAGAAUCAUGGGGUUAUGUGGAUGUCCGUGAUGGAGCUCAUAUGUUCUGGUGGCUUUACUACGCCAACAGCUCCAGCGCCAGUUAUAAGGAACUACCUUUGGUCAUGUGGCUGCAGGGAGGCCCUGGGGGAUCCAGCUGUGGUUUUGGCAACUUUGAAGAAAUCGGACCCCUGGAUAGAGACCUUAAGCCGAGAGAAACCUCAUGGGUGCAUGCAUCCAGUAUGCUAUUUGUGGAUAACCCAGUGGGCACCGGCUACAGUUACACAGACUCUGAAGGUGCUCUCACCAAGGACGUUGCGAUGGUUGCAUCAGACAUGAUGGUCCUCCUCAAGAACUUUUUCUCUCUAAAGACAGAAUUUCAAAGCAUCCCUUUCUACAUAUUUUCUGAGUCAUAUGGAGGCAAAAUGGCAGCCGCUAUUUCCCUCGAGCUCACAAAGGCAAUUCAAGCGGGUUCAAUCAAAUGUAACUUUGCUGGGGUUGCAUUAGGGGAUUCCUGGAUCUCUCCUAUAGAUUCAGUCAUGACAUGGGGUCCUUAUCUUUACAGCACAUCUCUUUUGGAUGACAAUGGACUGGCAGAAGUCAAUAAAGCAGCAAAGGGGGUGCAGCAGGCUGUAGAACAGGGCCAGUACCAAAAAGCCACUGAGAUGUGGUCCGUCACAGAAAAUGUGGUAGAACAGAACACAAAUGGAGUAAAUUUCUACAACAUCCUCACUCAAAACCCCGAUGAGAUGGUGAAAACCAGCUUGGUUCAAAACUCAGAGGAAUUACUUUCGUCACUGAAGCGACGUCACAUUCACCCUUUGCACCGACAGUCUCUUUCAGAGUUAAUGAAUGGACCAAUCAGAAAGAAACUUGAUGUCAUACCAAAGAAUGUCACAUGGGGAGGACAAUCUGGGGCUGUAUUUGUCCACAUGGCAGAAGAUUUUAUGAAGCCUGUGGUGGAUAUUGUAGAUGAGCUUCUUGCUGCUGGGGUCAAUGUCACAGUCUACAAUGGCCAGCUGGAUCUUAUUGUGGACACAGUUGGUCAGGAGCUGUGGGUGAAACGGUUGAAAUGGGAUGGGCUCCAAUACUUUAACCAGAUGAAAUGGACAGCACUGGAGGACCCACAGACCGAGAACCAAACUGGAGCCUUCUAUAAGAAAUACAAAAACUUUGCCUUCUACUGGAUCCUUAAAGCUGGACAUAUGAUCCCAUCAGACCAGGGGCCAAUGGCAUUACGGAUGUUGAAGAUGGUGACUCAGCAGGAGUGAUGGAUCAUAUGCUGACACCUACUGAAAUAUCUUGUUAUCCACUUUUAGACAAUCAACGCUCCAAUUCACCACAACAUGACACUCUUUUUUUUUUAAUUCAUUUGCUUCAGAUUUUAAUCAGUGUUUGUCUUGUACAAUAUGUAAAAUUGAUAUUGUGUGAUCAAUAAAGUAAAUUUUGAUACAGUUUUAAUUACAUCUUGAAUUUUGAAAUGUCUUGCCAAGAAUCCGCUUAUGACACAAAAAUAAACAUAUUAUCUCAA
Triplophysa dalaica is the source of this 1733-nucleotide messenger RNA. It is a transcript of the gene scpep1, whose product is annotated as serine carboxypeptidase 1. NCBI's taxonomy places the organism in Eukaryota, Metazoa, Chordata, Actinopteri, Cypriniformes, Nemacheilidae. The transcript has 13 exons. The record is from RefSeq and is a predicted model, not a curated record. The coding region runs from base 136 to 1473 and encodes 445 amino acids. Gene Ontology annotation, molecular function: serine-type carboxypeptidase activity. Gene Ontology annotation, biological process: proteolysis.